Molecule: messenger RNA, 1404 nt
Organism: Penicillium malachiteum
Lineage: Eukaryota; Fungi; Ascomycota; Eurotiomycetes; Eurotiales; Aspergillaceae
Exons: 7
Coding region: 1-1404 (467 amino acids)
Biological process (GO): phospholipid catabolic process
Molecular function (GO): hydrolase activity, acting on ester bonds
Source: RefSeq, a predicted model, not a curated record
AUGAAGUCAGCUUGGACUCUAGCUGCUCUCUCGGCCCUGGUCGCGGGAGCAUCGGCUCGCCCGACGGACAACACCCAAGUGUGGACCCAAUUGCGCAAGAAUAUCAAGCAUGUCAUUUACUUGACCCUGGAGAACCACUCGUUCGAUAACAUUGCGGGAUACUGGGACUUCCACCCAGAUAUUGAUAACCUGCGUAACAUCAACUUCUGUAAUGAGUACACCAACCCCAACUGGACUGUCUAUGGAGAGCCAUUGGAGAUCUGUGCUGCGCCAUACGAGACCGAGGUUCCCCUGACAGAUCCCGACCACAACUUCGCCGGUGUCAGCUAUGAGAUCUUCCGCAAGUGGAACCCCACCAACGAUGAUGAGCCUACCAUGCAAGGCUUCAUUGAGCGUCAAUCCGAGAAGUACAGCGAGACUCCUGGUGAUGCCUCCUUCGUCAUCAAGGCUUAUGACGAGAAGAAGACGGCUCUGCUUGCUGAGCUGGCCAAGAACUUUGCCUUCUUCGAUUCCUACCACGCGGAACAUCCCGGCCCAACCAAUGUCAACCGCCAGUUUGCGACUUCAGGAUCAUCCUGUGGCUUCGUUGACAACACCGACCAAGCUGCUGGCUGGUAUAACAAUGUGACGGGUACUACCUGUGCCACAUCAAUCUUCGAGUCCUUGACCAACAAGAACAUCACCUGGAAGAAUUACUACGAGACUGAUAUCAUUGACGCAUACAUGUACAAGUGGGUUCAAGACAACGCCAUGGACCAGCUGGUUCACGCAGACGAAUUCUACGAUGAUCUCGAGAAGGGCACUCUGCCCACCUUCUCUUACAUCAACCCGGAAUGCUGCACCAUUGACUCCAUGCACCCAACUAGCCCCAUGGCCUCUGGUGAGCAGAUGAUCAAGCAUCUGUACGAUGCUAUCCGUCGCUCCCAGUACUGGGACAACGCCCUUUUGAUCAUCAACUUCGAUGAGCACGGUGGUUUCGCUGACCACGUUCCCCCUCCUAUGAACAUUCCCCAGCCUGAAGAUGGUAUCACUUUCAACGGUACCUCUGACGGCCACAACGUGACCUACGACUUCACCCGUCUUGGAGUUCGCGUUCCUGCUUUCCUGAUCUCCCCCUACCUUACUGCCAACACCCUCAUCCACGACCAAGGCACCAUGUAUGCCACCGACUCUGCUUACACUCACAGCUCUAUUCUGCACUUCCUGCAGGAACUCUGGAGCCUGGAGGGUCUUAACAACCGUGUGCAGUGGGCCAAGACUUUCGAGUCCAUCUUUACCACUGAGGGUCGCACUGACACUCCUGAGACUCUGACUACCCCGACCUGGGGAGGAGGUAUUGGACAGCCAGAGCCAGAGUCUUUCUACCUGCUGAACCAGGACUACAGCUACUACGCUGACAUGUAA